GCCUCUCUCUCAAAGCUAUCCUUUCUACAGUAAUCUUCCUCCUUCCCUUCCCUUCUGGAUCCGAUUAUUGUUUUUGCUACUUCUUCUACACCUAAGGGUAAUGGCUCGUACGAAGCAAACUGCGCGCAAAUCCACUGGAGGGAAGGCUCCAAGGAAGCAGCUCGCUACAAAGGCUGCAAGGAAGUCUGCUCCAACAACUGGUGGAGUCAAGAAGCCUCACCGAUACCGUCCUGGAACUGUCGCCCUUAGAGAAAUUCGUAAGUACCAGAAGAGUACAGAGCUUUUGAUCCGUAAGCUCCCAUUCCAACGACUGGUUCGUGAGAUCGCUCAGGACUUCAAGACGGAUUUGAGGUUCCAGAGCCACGCAGUGCUUGCGCUUCAAGAGGCUGCUGAGGCUUAUCUUGUAGGAUUGUUUGAAGACACCAAUCUCUGCGCUAUUCAUGCCAAGAGAGUUACUAUUAUGCCGAAAGACAUUCAACUGGCUAGGCGAAUCCGUGGUGAAAGGGCUUAGUCGUUACAAUGCAAGAAUUUGAAUGCUUAGGAUACUUUUGUGACAGUCGAAGUACCUGUAUAUAUAAGUCGUUACAACUUAUAUAGUUAGUUUCUUCGUUGAAAAACAGUUCUGAAACAUAGAACAAGUGAAUUGAAGAUUGAUUUGUUCA
Macadamia integrifolia is the source of this 662-nucleotide messenger RNA. RefSeq names its product histone H3.3. Lineage: Eukaryota; Viridiplantae; Streptophyta; Magnoliopsida; Proteales; Proteaceae. The record is from RefSeq and is a predicted model, not a curated record. Gene Ontology annotation, cellular component: nucleosome. Gene Ontology annotation, molecular function: protein heterodimerization activity; DNA binding; structural constituent of chromatin. Bases 101 to 511 code for a protein of 136 amino acids. The transcript has 4 exons.